This is a messenger RNA of Pediculus humanus corporis (human body louse), 1431 nucleotides long. RefSeq names its product Lipoprotein B precursor, putative. The coding region runs from base 1 to 1431 and encodes 476 amino acids. The transcript is spliced from 2 exons. Lineage: Eukaryota; Metazoa; Arthropoda; Insecta; Psocodea; Pediculidae. The record is from RefSeq and is a predicted model, not a curated record.
AUGCGAGAUCAUUAUUUUGGAUGCCUCCAAAAAGUAGUUACCGAAAAUUGUAUAUUUUAUCAGUCUGAACUAAAUGAAGAUGUACUUGAAAAGUUAUCUUUAGCUUUAGAACAGCAAGCAAUAUUAGCAUCAUUACAAACAGAAAUUUAUGUGGACGUAAUUUCUGAAAUAAUUAAUGGUAUUGAGAAAUGCAAUAAACAAAAAGAAACACAUGAAUAUAUAAAAAAACUUCUGACCAAAUCAAAAGAAGAUAAUAUAUCUUAUUUGCUGAAAUUUAAAAAAGUUAGUUUAAAUUCUGAAAUCAAAUUAAGUUCACCUCUUCCACCUUUGAAUAGUAAUGAAAUAUCAAUGUCCCCUGUACAAAAUAACAUGGAAACUGACACCAAAACAAAUUUUUUAUCCACUCUUAAUUCUGAUGUAAAUAUCUCUAAUGAAAAUUCAAAUAUUGAAAAAAGUAACAAUUGUAACACCAACCUACUCACCGAAAGUCAAACUCCUUUUGUCGACAAUAAUUGCAUCGAUCAUAAUGAUAAUAAAGACAUUUCAGAAAGUGAAAAUAAUAAUGAAUCAAUAAAUUGUCAGUAUUCUAAAGAAAAUUCUGGAUCUCCAAACAACCCCUCAUUAAAUGUUGAUGAUGAUGUUAGUCAUUUAAAUAAAGUAAAUGAUAAUGACACACCCCUAGAAAAUUCAUGUGAUAAAAAUGAUCCUGUUGUCGCAUCACUGAAUCAUCUUCAAAAUUUAGUUAAUCAUGUAUUAGAUAACAAUGAAAAAGUUAUUAAACAGAAAAAAGAAGAAAAAGAAAGGGCGUACAUAGCACAUAUUCUCGAAGGUGACGAUAGUUUAGACGAUGACGAAUUUGAGAUUUUUAGUGACAUUGAAAACGACACCAAAGAAAAUAUAAAUGAUAAUAAUUUAAUGAAUAGAUUAGAAAAAAUGAAAGAAUUAUUUGGAAUCGAAGAAAAUCAAAAUAUUAAAGAAAAUCCUGAAUUGCCUCCUGUAAAUAAUACCCGAUCGAAACCCCGUCAUCGGGGAGCUUUCGUUUGGAAACACGAAAAAAUAAUACAGCAAUAUAAAUACGCGAUGAUAGCAUCGGAAAUGUCUUACGCUAGACAGAUAACGAACAAAAGACUUUUUUUAAAAUUUUUCGGUGAUGAUAGCGAUGAAGAAAACGAAGGAGAUUACAUGAUUGAAGAAAAAUAUAAAAAUAGUUGCACCGAAAGAAUUUCCUCGUGGGUCGUCAAACAUUUAAUGCCUUUUUAUAAAGAAAAAAGAAUCGUUGGAAGAAACGUAUUUAAAACUUUAGGUCAUCACAUAUCCGAAAGAAUCGUUAAUGAAAUUCAAUAUCCCGAUGAAUGGACUGUUAAAUAUUUUGUUUUAAAAUUUUUCCCACCGAAAAAAAAAUACAUUACAAACAAUGAUGUUUUUAGUUAA